AUGGAAAAUAAUAUAAUAGAAAAGGACAUUAUUAAAUAUUUUCAAGUUUUACCAGAAAUAGCCAUGAAAUCAGCAUAUAAAUCGAAAUGGACAUGUUCAGAAAUAUUUCGGUUAUUACCUGGGAUGUGUCAAAGUUUGUUAUUAAGAAUUAUUUUUCUAAAGGAAAGAAUCACUAUACAUGAAUUGUAUAAUCAAUUUAAAAUACCAAAUGAAACAAUGGACGAAGUGAUUAAUACAAUCCAUAGCAUUCACAUUAUUGAUAAAGAAGAAGAAAAUGGAAUUUUGUAUAUUAAACUAAAUAAUGACUUUCAGAAUAAUUUUAAAAUGAAUCUUAUAGGAUCAAUGGAACCAGCAUAUAAAAUUAAAGAAGUUAAUGAAAAAGUAUCACAAAUAAUUAAAGAGAAAUGUUAA
This is a messenger RNA of Entamoeba dispar SAW760, 411 nucleotides long. RefSeq lists its product as uncharacterized. Gene Ontology annotation, biological process: nucleotide-excision repair. Lineage: Eukaryota; Evosea; Mastigamoebida; Endamoebidae. The transcript has a single exon. The coding region runs from base 1 to 411 and encodes 136 amino acids. The record is from RefSeq and is a predicted model, not a curated record. Gene Ontology annotation, cellular component: transcription factor TFIIH holo complex; transcription factor TFIIH core complex. Gene Ontology annotation, molecular function: double-stranded DNA binding; ATPase activator activity.